GGCCUUCAAAAUUUGGUAUGCACAUCCUAUUUUUUCAAUAGCAGGCGGUGGGUUCUUCAGGUACUAUUUUUCUAUAAUAUGACAAACGUUAAAAUGUAAUUGUAUAUUUGAAUGUCAAAUACAUUAUACAUUUAUCGACUGGUGUUUUGAGUAGAAAAAAUUAGCUAUAAAACUAAAUGGAAGUAACUCAGUAGCCUUGAGCAAAGAAAACCAAUCGCAAAAAUUAAAAAAUCAACCAUAUGAAGAAAAAGAAAUACGACAGUAAAAUUGAUCGAAUGAAAAAAUAACAGCAGUAUGACAUCGAAUGAAUUAAAACUAAAUUACCAAAAUUGAGACACAAAAUCAGUAGUCCUACUCCUAACUUAACUAUGAGAUAUUUUUAAGGAUGCACUUAAAAGUCAUAUACGAAUAAGGCUAAUAUACUAAUAUAUAUUAUUAUAGAAUUAGAUAAGAAUGUAAAUAAAAUAUAAAUGCAUAUAGAUGUACAUCGGACAUUUGAUUACUGAAUUGAAAAUGUUAGCGUGUUAGUGGAUUAAGGGCUUAGCCCAUUUUAUAUUUGUUUGUAUUUACUUGUAUAUUACUAUGGGCUAAGGGUUUGAAUCAUUACGGAACAUCUUGUAUAUAUAUUACUUCAAUCUUGAUCAAUAGAGACAUACCAGUUUAUACCCUAUGAUUAUUCUAAUACAUACUGCCUCAGUUUAUAGCAUGGUAUCAGAGCUGCCAAGGGGGGUUACGCAUCUUUCUUCUUCUUCGUACCCUGCUUCUUCCUCAAUUUAAAGCCGCGCAGUGUGCGCGUCUUCGAGUGCAGAAGAAAAUCUGCCGUCUUCGAUCUUCGUCGUUUGGCUCGGCACCAGCGUGUCCUAGGAGCCGGCGAAUAUGGGGGAUACUACAUCGCCCUAUUACCUUGACUCCGGUGAUCAACCGGGCAACCUUAUAGCACAUAUGAUUUUCAAGGGGGUUCGAACACACGCUGUGGCGACCUCUCUGCUACCAGCGGCCGAAGGCUCGAGUUCAUUUAAUACGGACAAUAUCGGUUUGGCUAAUUUAAGCAAUGAGCAGGUUAAGGCUGUUUUGAAUUUAAUUAAAGAAGAUGCUCUAACUUGUGACCGAAAAUUGGGUAAAUAUUCUUGUGUCAAGUGGAUUAUUGAUACUGGGGCCUCUCAACAUGUUACGGGUGAUGUGACGUGUCUUGUUGAUCCCGUGACUAUUCCUGCUUGUUCGGUUGGAUUGUCGGAUGGGCGUACUGUGAGUGCGGUCUUGACCGGCCGUGUACCAUUAUCUCGGGAGCUGAUUCUUGAUCAUGUUCUCUACGUGCCUGGACUGAAUUGCCAUCUCAUUUCUGUUUCACAAUUGGCAGAUCAAUCUAAUUGCCUUGUCACUUUUACUAACAAUUUUUGUGCUAUACAGGACCUACGCUCGAGGAACCUGAUUGGAGCCGGUGAAAGACGGGAUGUGCUCUUUUAUUUUAGAGGAGUGACGACAUUGCAUACUGUUCAGACAUCAGCAUUCUCGGAGUUUGAACUGUGGCAUCGUCGAAUGGGUCAUCCUUCUGAUCGGGUCCUGAAAUUAUUACCUGUUAUUGCUUCCAGUUCUUCUCAGAAAAGGUUGAAUAAAGCUUGUGAGGUGUGUCCACAAGCCAAACAAGUUCGUGAUUCUUUUCCUGCUAGUAAUAAUAAAGCAAGUAGGAUACUUGAACUUAUUCACUGUGAUCUGUGGGGACCCUAUAAAACCCCGUCCACUUGUGAUGCUGUUUACUUUCUUACUCUUGUGGAUGAUUUUUCACGCGCUGUGUGGGUAUAUUUAUUGCGUGAUAAAAAGGAGGUUCAUCAAUAUUUUCUCUCAUUUAUCGCUAUGGUUGAAAAACAAUUUUCACUUUCUGUCAAAAUUGUGCGUAGCGAUAAUGGGACUGAGUUCAAAUGCAUGCAACCAUAUUUUGACACUCAUGGAAUUUUAUUUCAAACUUCCUGCGUCCAUACACCCCAGCAAAAUGGGAGAGUGGAGCGCAAACACCGACACAUCUUAAAUGUUGCACGUGCCUUGAUGUUUCAAGCUAGUCUGCCUAUUACAUUAUGGGGUGAAUGUGUACUUACAACUGUGCAUUUAAUUAAUCGCACUCCGUCUGGAGUUUUGGGUGGGAAGACACCCUAUGAACUUUUGCAUGGUGUUCCGCCCAAUUUCUCUCACUUGCGCGUAUUUGGCUGUCUUUGCUUUGCUCAUAAUGCUUACUCACGAGGAAAUAAAUUCUCUCCACGGAGUCGUCGUGGUGUUUUUGUUGGCUAUCCACAUGGUAAAAAGGGGUGGAAGAUAUUUGAUUGGCACACGGGUGAAAUUUUUGUGUCCCGAGACGUGAUUUUUCAUGAGGAUGAUUUUCCUUUCUCGACACCUAUGCAUGAGCCCCAGGUAGUUUUGGCGCCGGACAGUACAACUACACCUAUGGUGGUUGAUCCCGAUCCUGUAGUUGUGACUCCGGCAGCGGCAGAACCUCCUCCGACAGCCCCUACAAACGCCACAACUGUGCCUGCUCAAUCUGAAACUGAAUCCCUCGGCCGUGGUCUACGCUCGCGGCGUCCGUCUAUUUUGCUACGUGAUUUUGUCACACAUCACGUCCAAAAAUUGAGCCCAUCCCCGUCAGCCACCUCCUCCGUUAGUUCCUCAGGUACGCCGUAUCCUAUAGCUAACUUUAUAAAAUGUGACAAGUUCUUUAUACGCCAUCGUUGUUUUCUUGGAGCUAUACUUGCAGGGCAUGAACCCCGAUCAUUUAAAGAGGCAAUGACCGAUGUCGGUUGGCGUCAGGCUAUGCAAAGUGAGAUUCAGGCACUAGAAAAUAAUCAUACUUGGGUUAUGGAGCCGCUUCCGCCAGGUAAAAAGGCUCUUGGAUGCAAAUGGGUGUACAAAAUUAAGUAUCACUCUGAUGGCACUGUUGAACGUCUUAAGGCUCGUCUUGUUGUGUUCGGUAAUCACCAGCAAGAAGGUAUUGAUUAUACUGAGACAUUCGCCCCCGUGGCGAAAAUGGUUACUGUUCGCAUGUUUUUAGCUGUUGCUGUCGCUAAAAACUGGGAAUUACAUCAACUGGACGUUCAUAACGCUUUUCUUCACGGGGACUUGGAUGAGGAGGUCUACAUGAAACCUCCUCCCGGAUUUCUUUCUUCUCGGCCUGGGCAGGUGUGCCGACUGAAGAAGUCAUUAUAUGGCUUACGUCAGGCACCUCGAUGUUGGUUUGCAAAAUUGACUGCUUCUUUGAAGCAAUAUGGAUUUCGGCAAUCUUAUUCUGAUUAUUCUCUCUUCACUAUGCAUCAGGGGUCGGCUCAAUUAUAUGUCCUCAUUUAUGUUGAUGACUUAAUUAUCGAAGGCAAUGAUUGUGGUGCAAUCUCUCGCUUUAAAUCUUAUCUGCAUAAAUGUUUUCAUAUGAAAGAUCUUGGUAUUCUUAAGUAUUUUCUUGGGAUUGAAGUGGCUCGAAGCACUGAUGGUCUUUUCCUUUGUCAGCGCAAAUAUACACUGGACAUUAUUUCUGAAGCCGGUCUUCUUGGGGCAAAACCUGUGGCCUUCCCUAUUGAACAAAAUCAUGGCUUGGCUCUAUCUCAGAGCGCUCUUUUGGCUGAUCCGGAAUCAUAUCGCCGGCUUGUUGGUCGUCUUAUUUACUUAUCCUUUACCCGACCAGACCUGGCCUAUGUUGUUCAUAUUUUAUCUCAGUUUAUGCAGGCUCCCCGACAAGAUCAUUGGAUGGCAGCCUUAAGGGUUGUUCGGUACCUUAAAGGCUCCCCGGGUCAGGGAAUACUUUUCAGCUCUAUUUGUGAUUUGACUCUUACAGGCUGGUGUGAUUCGGAUUGGGCCAGCUGUCCCCUUACGCGCCGUUCUCUUACAGGCUGGAUAAUUUUUCUGGGAUAUUCUCCCAUCUCGUGGAAGACAAAGAAACAACACAUUGUGUCUCGCUCCUCAACCGAGGCCGAGUAUAGGUCCAUGGCGGAUACCACGGCCGAACUAAAAUGGGCUAAGGGUCUUCUUCUUAGUCUUGGCAUUGAUCAUUCGAGUUCUAUGUCCUUAUUUUGUGAUAGUCGUUCCGCUCUUCAUAUUGCACAUAACCCGGUAUUCCACGAGCGCACCAAGCACAUUGAAGUUGAUUGUCACUAUGUUCGCGAUGCUAUUCAGAAUGGGUUGCUCGUUGCUCGUCAUGUUUCUACUACGGAUCAACUUGCUGGCAUCUUCACUAAAGCUUUAGGCAAGCGUCAAUUUCUCUACCUUCUUGGCAAGUUGGGCAUUUUUGAACCCCAUACUCCAACUUGAGGGGGGUGUUAGCGUGUUAGUGGAUUAAGGGCUUAGCCCAUUUUAUAUUUGUUUGUAUUUACUUGUAUAUUACUAUGGGCUAAGGGCUUGAAUCAUUACGGAACAUCUUGUAUAUAUAUUACUUCAAUCUUGAUCAAUAGAGACAUACGAGUUUAUACCCUAUGAUUAUUCUAAUACAUACUGCCUCAGUUUAUAGCAGAAAACAAAUAUUAAAGAGAGCAUGAUCUGCAAUUUAGUGCAGGCAAAAUUUAGUGAUUAGUGAUGAUCGAAGACAAUGAUAUGGAUUGUAAAUGAUGGCAUCUAUCAAAGUUGAUAGAUCGAAGCGAAUACUGGUAGUAAUUUAAUUUUAGCUUGUGCUAAUGAAUUUAGGUCAACCAGUGAAUGGAGCGCUAGAUCUGA
This is a messenger RNA of Cuscuta epithymum, 4680 nucleotides long. The record is from the annotation of a GenBank genome assembly. Lineage: Eukaryota; Viridiplantae; Streptophyta; Magnoliopsida; Solanales; Convolvulaceae.